UUAAAGUCAUUGUUCUGCGUUUCUGGCAUGUAAUCCCACCUAUCAUGUAGUUGGAAGCCAGCGGGCAUUCAUUUUUUUUAAUUUUUUUUUCCCAUCUUAUUCAUUAUAAACCUUGUCUUUGGCCUGCUUGAUCAUCUUUUCUUAUAAGCUACAAUGUUUGGCGUAUUUUUCUGUUAAGGUUGCUUUCAUCUACAUCACCAAUGACAAGACUUCCAGUAAGCGAAUCGGGUGUGAUUGCAUUCCGCAAAUUUAAUGAGGAAUUGAAACAUCCUGGAGUAUGGGAAUCAAAUGAAGGUGCUACAUCCGCGACAGAUAGCUCUCGAGAUAAUCUCGCUUCCUUGUAUCGUCCUCCCUUUCAGCUACUGUUCCAGGGUUUUUUUGAAAAGGCAAAGAGUGCUACUUCCGUCCAGGACAAAUGGCUCAUGGUGAACUUGCAAUCCAAUUCGGAGUUUAGCUCCCAUAUGGUAGUAUUUUUGCUGUGGUCUUUUUAUUUUAGGUUUAUUAUUAUUUUUGUUUUCUACUUGACUCACUUUUGGUGCAUAUGUCUUUACUUUGUGAAUUGA
Messenger RNA from Rosa rugosa (rugosa rose), 563 nucleotides. Its product is annotated as plant UBX domain-containing protein 7-like. NCBI's taxonomy places the organism in Eukaryota, Viridiplantae, Streptophyta, Magnoliopsida, Rosales, Rosaceae. The transcript has 2 exons. The record is from RefSeq and is a predicted model, not a curated record. Bases 201 to 563 code for a protein of 120 amino acids.